Messenger RNA from Tilletiopsis washingtonensis, 249 nucleotides. RefSeq lists its product as hypothetical. Gene Ontology annotation, molecular function: DNA-binding transcription factor activity, RNA polymerase II-specific; RNA polymerase II cis-regulatory region sequence-specific DNA binding. The record is from RefSeq and is a predicted model, not a curated record. Gene Ontology annotation, cellular component: PcG protein complex; transcription regulator complex. Gene Ontology annotation, biological process: regulation of transcription by RNA polymerase II. NCBI's taxonomy places the organism in Eukaryota, Fungi, Basidiomycota, Exobasidiomycetes, Entylomatales. The annotation marks the transcript as partial. The transcript has 2 exons.
AUGGCCGUGACCAACGACGGCAGCACCAGCUCCGCCUCGCACACGCCGUCGCAGCCGCUCACCGUCGGCGGCAAGAAGCGCUAUCCGUGCCCGUUCCCGGGCUGCGAGAAGACCUUCUCGACCAGCGGCCACGCCGCGCGGCAUCACCGCAUCCACUCUGGUCGCAAGCCGUACCGCUGCACAUUCCCCGGCUGCAAGGCUAGCUUCUCGCGCCAGGACAACAGCCUGCAGCACUACCGCACACACGUG